Cavenderia fasciculata is the source of this 1638-nucleotide messenger RNA. RefSeq lists its product as uncharacterized. Gene Ontology annotation, biological process: rRNA processing; ribosomal small subunit assembly. Gene Ontology annotation, cellular component: CURI complex; UTP-C complex. The transcript has 3 exons. The record is from RefSeq and is a predicted model, not a curated record. NCBI's taxonomy places the organism in Eukaryota, Evosea, Eumycetozoa, Acytosteliales, Cavenderiaceae. The coding region runs from base 1 to 1638 and encodes 545 amino acids.
AUGAAUGAUUGGCUCAAAGAGAGAUUAAUAAGUACUUUGUUAAUUAAUUCUUUCAAAAAUAUAUAUAAAAGAAAGAGUAGUAAAGAAGAAGUUAUGAGAAUGGUUCAAAAGAAUAAUAGCAGUAGUAAAAAGCAAUUGAUCCCGACUAAAGCACUCAAGAAGAAGAUCAUUAAAAAGAUAUCAGAGGUGACAUCGAGCAGAGAUGAAGACCAUGUAAAAUCAGACUCUCCUUCACCCCUCGAGAUUGCUGCAUCGAUUAGCGACAUCAAGCCAAUCCUCAGAGUCAAAAAGACAACCACACUGACAUCAACCUCCUCAUCGUCGAAAAAAGAACAAGCUUCUGCUGCCGCUGCCGCUGCUGCCGCCGCUGCCUCUUCUUCACCCUCACAAAAGAAAAAGGUUGUCUUUUCAUUAGAGAACAACCAUACUCAAUUAUUCCAUAAGCUCAAGACAGUCGUAACAGAUAUUGUACCAUCGCAAAAGACACACAACAAACCUACUGCAACAAAGAUUGAAGAGCAACAAGAAGAGGUCAUCAUGACUCCAACUAAAGCUGUUGUUCAACAACAAGAGGUGGAAGAAGAACAAGUUAAACAACCAGUUGAAGACAAGAAGAAAAAGAAGCAAUCAGUCGUCGUAACACCAAAGGAACAACAACCAACUACCUCUACCUCUACUACUACAACAACUACCAACAACAAAAAAUCAAAGAAAGAAGAAGCUAAACCAGUCGUGGUAGUCGUACAAGAACAAGAAGAAAAAGAUAUUGAAAUGAAAGACGUACAAGAAGAAACAGAAAAACCAGUAGCAUCGACUAAUGGAAAUGCUAAAUAUGCGAGGCUUCCCAAAUCAAAACAACCAGCUGCAGAACAACCAAAACCAAAAGAAAAAGAAGAAGAAAAAGAACAACAAAAGUCUAAAGUUGGUCAUUUGAAAUCUAAUGGUGUUGUUGGUACUAGUGAUAGUACUACUACAGCAGCAGUCAAUUUACAAAAUGCUUCAAUAAGUGGAUUCAAUAUCUUACCAGUUCAAAUACACGAUUCACAAUACAAACAAUACAUUUAUUAUAGAAAGGAAACCAACAAAAAGUAUCCAGUUGGACGCACCAUGUUUGUGCUCAACCUACCAACCCAAUGUAAAGAUAUCGAAUCCAUCCAACUAUUUUUCCAAACUCCAGACAUUGAACAAGUUCUCUUCUCCAGUGAGACUGCCGCCGAACCAAUUCCAAAGGCUGCUCACGUUGUUCUCAAAGAUUCAGAUUCGCUUGCCUCUCUAUUAAAGGAUCUUUUAAAGAUUAAAUUAUCAACUCAAAAAGUUUUAAAUGCUGAAAAAGAUUUACAAAAUUUAUAUUUUGAACAAACAGUAGUUGAUUUUGAUGCAUUACAAAAUCAAUUGGAUACUUAUAUGAUGGAGUUUGAUAAGGAUAGAUUAUUGAAAAACAGAGAGGCCAGAGCCAACAAGGGUGUCAAGGACGAGGAUGGAUUUGUUUUGGUGACUGGCAAAAAGUCAUCUUACAGUGGUCCAUCACUUGAUGAACUCAAAGACAAAGAGGAAAAGAAGAAAUCUAAAAACUUUUACAUGUUCCAACAGAGACAACAAAAGAAGAAGGAAUUAGACGAUCUAAGAAAGAAGUUUUGA